Molecule: messenger RNA, 939 nt
Organism: Anisakis simplex (herring worm)
Lineage: Eukaryota; Metazoa; Nematoda; Chromadorea; Rhabditida; Anisakidae
Source: the annotation of a GenBank genome assembly
AUGUCAGAUGUUCCAGAAAAUGCAAAUGCACACUGUCCUGGAACGGCAAGUGAGGAAGCCGGCAAGACAUCUUCUUGUGCCGGCUGUCCAAAUCAAACGGUUUGCUCUUCUGGCGAAUUAAGAAAACCGGAUACAGAUGUGGUUUAUAUGAGUGAUCGUUUGAAGAGUGUUAAGCACAAAUUGCUGAUCCUAUCGGGAAAGGGUGGUGUUGGAAAGAGCACUGUAACAGCGAACAUAGCUCGUGCCUUGGCCAACGAUCCUACAAAACAGAUUGCGAUACUCGAUGUGGAUAUUUGUGGUCCAUCACAAGCACGUAUGAUGGGUGUUGAAGGGGAAAGUGUACACGAGAGUGCGGAAGGUUGGAGCCCAAUAUUUACGAAGGAUAAUCUAUGCAUUAUGAGUAUCGCAUUUCUUAUACAAACAAAAAAUGAAGCUGUUAUAUGGCGUGGCGCUCGCAAAAAUGCUCUUAUCAAACAAUUUCUCAAGGAUGUUGACUGGGGAAAUAUUGACUAUUUAUUGGUGGACACACCACCAGGCACAUCUGAUGAACACAUUUCAAUUGUACAAUUUUUACUGCAAGUUGGUACACUGGAUGGUGCAAUUCUAGUAACAACACCUCAAGAAGUUUCUCUCUUGGAUGUACGAAAAGAGGUGAAUUUUUGUCGCAAAACGAAUGUUCCAAUCGUGGGCGUUUUGGAGAAUAUGAGUCAGUUUGUAUGCCCGUGCUGUUCAACAGUUUCGAAUCUCUUUCCGGCUACAACUGGCGGUGCGGCAAGUAUGUGUGACGAAUUAGGGUUACGUUUAAUUGAUGCGAUGCCAUUAGAUCCACGAAUGGCUGAAUGCAGUGAUCGGGGCGAGGAUUUCUUCGAGAAAUAUCCCGAAUCUAUAUUGGCGAAGAAAUUCGUGAAACUAGCUGAAUUCCUUGUUGCAACACUUUGA